This is a messenger RNA of Thunnus maccoyii (southern bluefin tuna), 2331 nucleotides long. RefSeq names its product protein kinase C and casein kinase substrate in neurons protein 2. The record is from RefSeq and is a predicted model, not a curated record. Lineage: Eukaryota; Metazoa; Chordata; Actinopteri; Scombriformes; Scombridae. Gene Ontology annotation, molecular function: phospholipid binding; protein binding. Gene Ontology annotation, biological process: cytoskeleton organization; plasma membrane tubulation; regulation of endocytosis. The transcript is spliced from 10 exons. Gene Ontology annotation, cellular component: plasma membrane; endosome; cytoplasm. Bases 300 to 1466 code for a protein of 388 amino acids.
GGAGGCGAAAAAAAAAAAAAAAGAAGCCAACUCAUCUGAUACAAACAGUGUGGGCCAAAGAAAGGGGGAAGAGCUGGAGCAGCAGUGUCCAGAACGAGUGGAAAAAAAAAAUCAGGAGUGGGAGAGCUUGAAGAGCAGUGUAAAAAGAAGACAGGACGGUGGAGAGAAAGAGCCUGAGAGUGUGCACAGAGAUUGGAUUGAGAAGAGAAAAAAGUUUUAACCUGACAAACAAAAGAAGAAGAAAAAAAAAAAGUGGGGGUUGAAGCCAAGAGAGCCCCAACAUUUAGAGAGAGAACAGGAUGUCGACGCUGUCAUCAGAAAGCAGCUCCGAAGAUGCCAACAAUCGCAGCUUCUGGAUGCCUGGGAACUAUCAGCGCACUGUGAAACGAACAGAGGACUCGUUCCAGGCCUGUAAUGACAUAGUGGCGUGUUUCCAAGAGAGGGCUCGCGUGGAGAGGCAGUACGCCCAGCAGCUCAGUGAAUGGAGCAACAAGUGGAAACCAGUAGUGGACUCCAGUCCACUGUACGGAUCUCUCCUGAAGGCUUGGCAGUGUUUUCUCUCUUCCGCUGAUCGUCUGGCCUCCUUACACGCCUCCAUCUGUCGCUCCCUGGUGUCGGAGGAUGGAGACCGGGUCAGGACCUGGCAGAAAGACACCUUCCACAAGAAGUUAUUUGGAGGCUUCAAGGAGUCCCAGGACACCGAGACGGGCUUUGCACGUGCUCAGAAGCCCUGGGCCAAACGCCUCAAAAAGCUGGAUAAAGCCAGGCGGGCGUAUCAUAAGGUGAGCCGUAAGGAGCAGGCAGCCAGAGAGCGAGAGGAACACGCUCAGGGAAACCCGGACGUAGCCAUCGACAAACAGAAGAAGAUCCAGGAGGAGAGAGAGCUGGCUCAGCAGGAGGCCGAGAAGGUUCGUGGCCGCUAUGAGAAAGUCCUGGAGGAGGUGAACCGCUACGCUCCUCGCUACAUGGAGGAGAUGGAGUCCAUCUUUGACCAGUCGCAGGACGAGGAGCGUAAAAGGAUCGUCUUCCUUAAACAGGCUUUCCUCUCCAUCCACAAACACCUGGACAUUACCAACAAUGAGAGCGUGAGGGCCGUUUACAACGAGCUCCACAACACACUGAUGGCCAUCGACGAGCAGGAGGACCUUCGCUGGUGGAAAAACACCCACGGGCCCGGCAUGCCCACCGACUGGCCUCACUUCCAGGAAUGGACGCCUGAAAAGAAAGCCAAAAAAGGGAAGAAAGAAGCUGAACAGAAAGUAUCGAUAGACAGGAAUGUGAUGAUCGGAGGAGUGAAAGUAAGAGCUCUGUAUGACUAUGUUGGACAGGAGACGGACGAACUUUCCUUUAAAGCAGGUGAGGAAUUCUUGAAGGUCGAGGAUGAGGAUGACCAGGGCUGGUGUCGGGGGAUGAAGGACGGCGGUUGGGAGGGGCUUUACCCAGCCAACUACGUCGAAGUGGUGUAGUUACCGCAUGUAGACUGAAGAUGAAAGAUCUUAUUGAUUUCACUGUGGGAGCCACAACCUGGUUAGAAGUAUCAAACACAUAAAAACCAAGUGCUGUAAAAAAAACACCAAGUAGCUGUUAGCCAAAGACGUGUGAUGACAGUUUAAUCGCACUAUGGCGGAUAUUUUAGCAUACAGAGAUUUUUUUAAAAACUACCCACGUUGUGUGAUCUCCUGAAGGAUUUUGACAAAUGUUUUAAUAUAUACAGUAUGCAUAGACCACUUGUAUUGAAGCCAUAUGAUAAACAAUGCUUUAAUGUAAAGUAAAAUAUGCUGGACUCUAAAGGUACACUAUAUAACUAACUAUUUGGUGCUAAAAUUGCAUUACAGGACUGCUUUGAGAUGAUUUGAGUUUUUUUUGCACCUCAACACACAAUGCUAUUAAAAUGCUCACAAAGCUUCACGACAUAAGAGGAAAGUGACGCUAAUAAUGUGAUUGUAAUUAACCCGGAGCAGCCUUACAAGCGGAGUCUGCUUGAUAGUUGUAGAUAUGAGCUGCAUUUCUCUUCUGUUUUUGUGGUUUAAAGGAACAGACUGAAAUGAUGAGGAACGUGUUUGUUUGCUGUCAAAUAGCUACGCAGUGAGAUGAAGAUGUCAGAUUCAACUCUCUGUGUGGUAAACUGCUAGCCUAGCGCUAGCCUAGCGCUAUCAACAGUGAAAAACAUACAAUCCAGGAACUCCAAUGCUGUCCUUUUUUCUUUUAAUAAGAACAAUGUAUGAAAUGACAGUGUGAUAUGUGUUGGUAGUGAUGAAUUAUCAGCGACUCUGCAGCUCCCCUCGGCUUAAAGGAGCUUUAUAGCGAGUUUUAGCUCAUUGUUUAGCUGUC